Molecule: messenger RNA, 1587 nt
Organism: Penicillium subrubescens
Lineage: Eukaryota; Fungi; Ascomycota; Eurotiomycetes; Eurotiales; Aspergillaceae
Exons: 4
Coding region: 1-1587 (528 amino acids)
Source: RefSeq, a predicted model, not a curated record
AUGAGUCCUAGACUUCGUUGUUACUCCGACGCACUCGCGGAGAAACUGACAACCGCUUCAGAAUCCGCCGCGUCAAAUGCGAUGAAGAAAAACCUGCCUGUCACAAAUGCGUCUCUAGAGGGCGAUCUUGCAGCGGCUAUCCAGACCCUCAAGGCCACUCGGGGUCCGAGAGCCCAAGCCCUGGAGAUGCCCUUCGAAUCAUUCAACACGUCCCCGGUCCCACAAUCCCCCGAGCUCGUUCACGAGGCCGAAUAUCGUGCAUUAGAGUUCUUCCAGUUGCAUACCAAAAACUGCUUUGGUUCCCAGAUCGGCUCAUUCUUGCUCCAGGCAGCGUACAACGAGCCAAUCAUUCGGACCGUUGCAAUUGCCAUUGGCUCUCUCCAUCGUACCUUUGUAUUCGAUCAACAGGGGCUCUCUGCACCUCGUGAAACAACUCAGUUCACCUUGCUUCAUUACAAUAAAGCAAUUCGUCAGCUUGUCGCCGUGAAACCCCAAACUUCUCCUCAAACAAACGACACUUUUCUCAUUGCUUGCAUACUCUUUUUCUGCUUUGAGUGUCUUCAAAGUAAUUACAAGUCCGCAUUUCGGCAUGCGAUCUCUGGUCUCAAGAUUAUAAAACAGCAGCAAAUGCUGGCAGAUGGACCCGCCUUGUCUAGAUACAUGCCACCAGAGACUAUCACUUUGCUUUUUGGCGUCUUAGAGAAUCAGAUAUUGGAGAUACAUGGUGAUGAAAUACUUGCGAGUGAGCUGUGUCCAGCCAUUCUAUAUUCAUUCCAGCACUAUGCCAUUGACCCAUCGCGACCACCGUCAAGCGUUGAAGAGAUUCUUGCUUCAUUUCAAGUUCUCUACAAUCGAUUUACUCGCUUCGAAGCCGUUUGUGAGAUGCUUGAAGAUACCACAAGGGAUCAAGCAUUUGAAUUCGUCGCUCAGGUUCAAUACAUUCAAACAGAAUUUUUCCAAAUUCUCUCGGAUUUGAAAACCUGGGUCACCGUUUUUGACAAUUGGGUAGAUCGGCCCAAAUCUUACGACGACAGUGAUAGCUUCCUAGUGUCAAUACUCAAAGUUUGGAGAGCAACGAUCAGCAUCCUUCUUCGUCUAGAAUGGCCCCCUUCGGAGCUCAGCUGGGACAGAUUUGCUGUUGAUUUCGCGUCUGUUACCUCUCUCGUCGCCGAGAUGUUUGGAGUCUCGGCGACUACUCUUUUCAUGCGUUCGUCUUCACCAGGAAGUCCAUCUGAAGACGAACCUACACCCUUGCCAACCAGCAAGCCAACAUCUCUUCCUCCUCUUCGCCCCAAACCUGCCAAGCUAUUUUUCUGCUUUCAUACUGCCAACGGCGCGAGGGACUUUGGGGACUCUGAGAUGGCAGGGCGCAUCGCCAAUCGCAUUGUGAGAAUUGAAGAGACUGCAGCAAACAUUUCGCCCGGCACGGAUUACCACCCCUCGGACAUUCCAUUGUCUGCUCGGGUGAGAUCUUUGUCGCCUCAAUUUGAUGAGCAAAAGCGGAUCACGAUAAGAUACAACAGGGAGGGCGAUGAGCCCGGUCCGACGGGGGAGUCUAGCCUAGCCAACCAAGCCAAAGUUAAUUGA